AUGACAUCUCACGUUGAAGCAUCGCGCGUCGCCCAGCCAGACCAGGCUGUCACUGUUCAACAAAACGAUGCCGACACCACCGCCGACCGCGGCGAUGCCAAAAGCCCAUGGGAGCUUUCCGCCCUUGAGCAACAAGUCGAACAAUGUCGAAGUGCCCACGGUACCAGCGCCCCCGAAACACUAGAAGCCCUCCACGACCUCAGUCUCGGCCACCAAUUCGCCGGACAAUGGGAAAAAGCAGAGGAACUACAACGCAGCAUAAUCUCCACUAGACGAGAAACACUAGGAGACACGCACCCGGAUACACUCCGCAGUACACAUGAGCUGUGCAUGAUUUUAUCUGGCCAGGGUCAAGACGAUGCAUGCGAGAAACUGCAAUUGGAAGUGCUAGCCCAGAGGGAGGAAGCUCUGGGUAAACUGCAUCCCGACACGAUAGAAAGCAUGGAGCAAUUGGCCAUCUACUACCAAAACGAGCGCAAAUACGACAAAUCCACCCCUCUGUACGAAAAAGUAGUGCAAGCGUAUACCAAAAUCAGCGGCCCAGAUGAUGCAGACACCCUGACAUCUUCCCAUAGCCUCGCGCACAUAUACCUCUUGCAGGGACGUGUACAAGAAGCAUGGCAGCUACAAAAUACUGCUUAUCAGACGAGUCUGGCCAAGUUUGGGCUGCAAGAUGACUGCACUCAACGAAGUAUAGCGGGCUUGGCUUCAAUCGCAAAUGCCCAAGGCGACAAGGAGAAAGCAAGGGAAUUGCAACAAGGCGUCCUGGACUACCACAUAUCCAACUUCGGCCGAGACCAUCCAUGGACAGAGGAGUGCCAGGAGGAGAUGGACAAGUACAGUGCUCAGGAUUGA
Messenger RNA from Aureobasidium namibiae CBS 147.97, 855 nucleotides. RefSeq lists its product as uncharacterized. Gene Ontology annotation, molecular function: protein binding. The coding region runs from base 1 to 855 and encodes 284 amino acids. The transcript has a single exon. The record is from RefSeq and is a predicted model, not a curated record. Lineage: Eukaryota; Fungi; Ascomycota; Dothideomycetes; Dothideales; Saccotheciaceae.